AUGAGUGACCGGCGGUACGAUGGAGGCCGUGGUGGCUAUGGGCGUGGUGGAUAUGGUGGUGGCGACAGGAGAGGGCGCGGCGGUGGUGGUGGACGUGGUGGCAGGCGUGGCGGUGGGUUUGGCCCGCCGCGAUCACGUGGCAACAAUGACGAGGACGACAGCCGAAUGUUGGCAUAUUGGCGUGACAGGCGCGAUAAGCGAGCCAGCCUGUACAAGAUUGAAUGUGAUGGCCGCAUUUGGGCCAGAUCCCCAACCCCACCAGACGGUCUUUGUCCCUGGUUUGCUGUCCACCCCCACUCACACCUUUCAGGAGAAGCCCCCGACGCAGAAGAGCGUGCAGACGGGCACAAGGGCGGCGAGUCAUCUGACAGCGACAGCAGCGACGACAGCAGUAGCCGGCGCCGCAAGCACGGCAAGAAGAAGCGGAGCAAGAAGUCGAAGAAGCACCACAAGAAGCACAGCAAGAAGCACCGGCACCACAAGCGGCGGUCGUCAGAGUCCCGCGAAUCGAGCGACGACGACGACGAGAGUGGCAGUGACAGCGACGUGAGCAGGCGGUCGCGCAGGCACUCCAAGAAGCACAAGAAGCACAAGCACAAGAAGCACGGCAAGCACAAGAAACGCAGGCACAAGGACAGCAGCAGUGACAGCGGCAGCGAAGCUGAUGGUGUGCGCAACGGACGGGAGGAUGGCGCGGUGGUGGACGGCGAGCUCCCUCAAAAACGACACAAGGCCAAGGGCGCCGGCGACGAUGACGAGUGGGUCGAGGCCCCGCCUGUGCCGCCGCAAGAGAAGACUGCGUCUGGGGAUGAGGACGAUGACGAUGAGGACGAUGACGUCAUUGGACCCGCCCCUCCAAAAACACUCAAGCUCAACCGCGCAACGCUCGGGUCGCACAUGCUUAAGGGUGAGGCUGAUGCCAUUGCCGACUAUGUUGAGGAAGGCAAGCGCAUCCCGCGCCGUGGUGAAAUUGGCCUCACCUCAAACGAGAUCUCAGACUAUGAAGCACAGGGCUACAUCAUGAGCGGAUCAAGGAACCUGCGCAUGGAGGCCGUCCGUCUGCGAAAGGAGAACGAGAUCUACGACGCAGAGCGGCAGCGGCAGAUGGCGCUCAUCAACCAGGAGGCCCGCGAGAAGAAGAACAACGCACUUAUUGCGGAGAUGCGGGACUUCCUGCACAAACAGCACAACAAGAUUGUCAAGGAGCAGCACCCAACAGUCGCAGCAAAGUCGCCAUAG
Molecule: messenger RNA, 1239 nt
Organism: Salpingoeca rosetta
Lineage: Eukaryota; Choanoflagellata; Craspedida; Salpingoecidae
Exons: 8
Coding region: 1-1239 (412 amino acids)
Biological process (GO): regulation of gene expression
Cellular component (GO): nucleus
Molecular function (GO): chromatin binding
Source: RefSeq, a predicted model, not a curated record